Messenger RNA from Ailuropoda melanoleuca (giant panda), 3401 nucleotides. RefSeq lists its product as uncharacterized. The record is from RefSeq and is a predicted model, not a curated record. Gene Ontology annotation, biological process: synaptic vesicle uncoating. Lineage: Eukaryota; Metazoa; Chordata; Mammalia; Carnivora; Ursidae. The transcript has 18 exons. Gene Ontology annotation, cellular component: presynapse; cytoplasm; glutamatergic synapse. Gene Ontology annotation, molecular function: protein binding. Bases 321 to 2384 code for a protein of 687 amino acids.
GAAAUCAAGAGUCAGACGCUUAACCAACUGAGCCACCAAGGUGCCCUGUAAAGGGAUACUUUCAAGCAGAGAAUGGUCAGUAGGGUCAGAAUGCUGAAAGGGGCCAUGUGAGCUAACAGCUGAGAUUUAUUUUGGGGAUUUAGAAAUGAGAAGAUCAUUGAGGAGCAUAGUUUAAUUGGAGCCAGAUUAUAAAUUCUAUCAAUUAGGAAUGCGUUUGGCUGCAAGUCCCUGCAACAGAUCUGGGUUUCUGAUACUCAUACAGGACAAAGACCAGAGGCAGGAGGCUGCUAGAGGGGUUCAGUAGCUUCGUGAUACCAGGGAUGCGUCUCUGCACUUCAAAGCCUUUUCCUUGCCAUCUCCACGGGCUGCAGCAGCCUCGGGCACCACGGUUCACGUUCCAGCUAUUUAGUGAAAAAAUAAGUGGUGUCGAAGGAACGAAACUAGAUGACGAAUUUCUUGACAUGGAGAGGAAAAUAGAUAUUACCAAUAAAGCUGUUGCAGAAAUUCUCUCGAAAGCCACAGAAUAUCUUCAGCCAAAUCCAGCAUACAGAGCUAAGCUAGGAAUGCUGAACACUGUGUCGAAGAUUCGAGGACAGGUGAAAACCACCGGCUACCCGCAGACGGAAGGCUUGCUGGGCGACUGUAUGCUGAAGUACGGGAAGGAGCUGGGCGAGGGCUCCACGUUCGGCAAUGCAUUGAUAGAAGUUGGGGAAUCCAUGAAGCUAAUGGCUGAGGUGAAAGACUCUCUGGAUAUUAACGUAAAGCAAACUUUUAUUGAUCCACUCCAGUUACUCCAAGACAAAGAUCUAAAAGAGAUUGGGAAGCUGUUCCCCGUCUCCCCUAUUCGAGGACAGGUGAAAACCACCGGCUACCCGCAGACGGAAGGCUUGCUGGGCGACUGUAUGCUGAAGUACGGGAAGGAGCUGGGCGAGGGCUCCACGUUCGGCAAUGCAUUGAUAGAAGUUGGGGAAUCCAUGAAGCUAAUGGCUGAGGUGAAAGACUCUCUGGAUAUUAACGUAAAGCAAACUUUUAUUGAUCCACUCCAGUUACUCCAAGACAAAGAUCUAAAAGAGAUUGGGGCCGUGACAAACGUCGCCCUUCCCGUCCCGUGCCCGUCAGCGGUGGAUUUAAGCUCUGGAGCUGAGUGUCGUGUGUCAGACGUGCUGCCUGCCCCACCUGUGGGGCUCACCCCGGUGCUCGGCCUGCUGGUUCUUGCGGAAAUGGUGAUACUGGUGCUGGAGAGGUUGGUGGUGAUGACGCUGAUGACGGUGACGUUUGCUGAUGAGGACACUCACAAGAUGCUGUGUAAGUUCCAGAAGGCUGCCUUCGUUCUGUUCUUGGGGCAACAGCAGUCAGACCCAGAAGAGCCCUGUCCUGACCUUUUCCGUGUCGGCCCCGCCUCUGUCCGGGUGAUUGGAGCGCUUCCCCCUGGCCCGGCCUCUGCCGGAGCCCAGGUGCACGCCUGCUCCUCGGGGGUGUGGUGGCAGACAGCGGGGCGCCGGGUCUUCCUCCAGACACGGGUGGGAGAUGCUGGUACCAUUGUGACCUUCCCUGAGUCAGCAGGUGGAUUUGCCAGAUUGAGCGGUGUGGCCAGUGGAAGAAACGCUUCACCUUCUGGACAGGUAGAGCAAGUCAGCCAGUUGGCCGUGUUUAUAGAGGCUGCUUUAGACUACCACAGACAGUCCACGGACAUCCUGCAGGAGCUACAGAGCAAGCUGCAGAUGCGCUGCCAGCAUGGCAAAGUGAGUGAAACACAGCGGGAUUUCCUUGUUCGGAUGCGGGUCACAGCGGGGCACCGGUGGGAUGCUGUGGGCGUCUCAAGUGCAUGCCGGACCCGUGUUUCAACCGAUGGACCAGAGCUGAGGAAGACGCAGGGCUUCCCUGCAAAGCCGGGUCUGGUUGCUGGGCCCCCCCACCCCCGAAUAUUACAUAGGCCUUGGGAUAAUUUUCCACUUUCGCUGCAGGUAGAGCAAGUCAGCCAGUUGGCCGUGUUUAUAGAGGCUGCUUUAGACUACCACAGACAGUCCACGGACAUCCUGCAGGAGCUACAGAGCAAGCUGCAGAUGCGAAUAUCAGCUGCAUCCAGUGUCCCCAGACGGGAGUAUAAGCCACGGCCCAUCAAAAGGAGUCCUAGUGAGCUCAACGGGGUGUCCAGCACCUCGUCAGCAAAGACAACAGGUUCUAAUGUUCCCAUGGACCAGCCCUGCUGUCGUGGUCUCUAUGAUUUUGAGCCCGAAAACCAAGGAGAACUAGGAUUUAAAGAAGGGGACAUCAUUACAUUAACCAAUCAAAUAGAUGAAAACUGGUAUGAAGGGAUGCUACACGGGGCAUCUGGAUUCUUCCCCAUUAAUUAUGUUGAAGUGAUCGUGCCUUUACCUCAGUAAAUGUGUAACUCACACUUUGGACAUGCUUUCGUAACUGAAAUGAAUUCACGCCAGUGCUCUCUCAGUGUGGUGGUCUGUGACAUCCUGUUCUUUGACCAACUUAAUGACUUUUGUAUGUGCGUUCUCUUUAUAACGUAUUUUGUAUCCGUUUCAUUUGUAUAAAUGAUUUUCUUGUAUUAGCUACAUGAAACUAUAGUUUUCUCUCUUUUUUUUUUUUUUUGGUUAUUGGCCUAAAAGUCAUCGGUUAAAUAAAUGUCUGUGCUUCUUGUUGCUAAAAAUAAAUUUCAGUCAUGUCCAUGAAUUGCCUGUUGAUAUCCCUCAGCUAAAAUGGAAUGCAAAUUUUGAAACUUAAAAAAUGCUAAAUAUUUUGUCUCCUGACAUUACUGAUGUCAUCUGGUCUUUCCUUAUGUUUUAGUGACCUGUGAGCCGUCCAAUAAAUAUGACACCAUGUUGGCAGAAGGCCUUGCUUAUUCUUAAUGUUGAAUGGAGUUGUAAGCGCGCUGUUCCCCUGAGCCCCAUGGCUGACCCGGGGGUCCCAGUGGAUGCAUGGGAGUUUCUUCCUGAGUCAGCAGGUCUGAGAGUGGGCGUUCACUGUCCCCCGAUUCAAACACAGCACACCCUCCUUCCAGUUCCGGGAUAGGAGACUCUUCCACGUACUGUCGAGUUGAUUUAUAAGAGAGCUGCUACCCAGCAUCGGGUGGGUUCUCACGCAGGUCCCGUAGGCGUGCUGGCGGGGGCAGGGUCAGGAGUUGGGCUGAGGGCACGGUAACAAGAUCGCCUGGGUUAGGAGAGCCAGCCCCUGGCCUCGCUCACAGGUUGAUCUGGGGGGAGUGCCACCAGCACUCAUCACAUAGGGGUCAGGUAUCCUCUCUCCUUCGCAGAGAAGGACACUCAACGGACAGCUUGCCCAGGAUUGAACAGCCUGUGGUGUGAGAGGCAGAGUUUGAACUACACCCCACGGCCUACUGAGGUGUGCCCACCGGGAUACACCUUGCUUUUCACUGACAAAUGCCUAGC